Aspergillus caelatus is the source of this 434-nucleotide messenger RNA. RefSeq lists its product as uncharacterized. The transcript has a single exon. The record is from RefSeq and is a predicted model, not a curated record. Lineage: Eukaryota; Fungi; Ascomycota; Eurotiomycetes; Eurotiales; Aspergillaceae. Bases 52 to 378 code for a protein of 108 amino acids.
GUCAAUCCCAAGCCCAAGUCCGGAGAACCCUUGGUUAUCACCGAGGCGGAGAUGCACACCUUCAUGUCUUUCGAGGAGUUCACCCAAUAUCGGGAAUCCCGAAGCAAAAACCUACAACUCUUAUACGAGGACCUGAUGACGGUCCCGUAUACAAAGAGUAUCCAAGGAACGCAAGACUGCCGCGAUGCUCUUAAUGCGGUCUCUGGACAGUUCCAUUUGUCUGAUCAAAACCCCGAAAUGAAAUGGAUUUUGCAGCUUUACUCAGACGACGUGCUCAAACGGUUUGGGGGGAUGACUCUUGUGGAGAAGCGGUUUUUGCCUGUUGGUAUUUUGGCGAUGAUGAAAGAGAAGAGGGUGAAGUGGAAUAUGGUUUUGUAGGUUUGUUCUUUUGGUGGGAUUGAAUGGAUACGUCUACCUAAAUACUAGUCAAUAAG